Molecule: messenger RNA, 2896 nt
Organism: Plutella xylostella (diamondback moth)
Lineage: Eukaryota; Metazoa; Arthropoda; Insecta; Lepidoptera; Plutellidae
Product: annulin
Biological process (GO): peptide cross-linking
Molecular function (GO): protein-glutamine gamma-glutamyltransferase activity
Source: RefSeq, a predicted model, not a curated record
GAAACAAGAGCGCAGUAGACUUCGCACGUGCCGAAGAAAAAUAUUUAAAAAAAAAAAUAUUUUAUUUGUGACUCAUUUCCAAUGUAAUAUGAAUAAUAUGAUUAAUUUAUUCACCAGCAGCUGAUGACUGUUAACUUGGGCAGGCUGUGUAAAUAUUACGUUGUUUAAAAACUGUGACCUAAGCGUGAAUUUAUUUUCCGAUUAGCUGUGUGCUUCAAGGAGUUAGUAAAUAGUGAUGUGCUACACAUAACAUUACCUAUUAUCAAGUGGGUCGUUUGUAAAUAUGGGUCAAGUGAAGAGUCGUCUGGCGAGGUGCUGCCCCCCGCAGUGUGGAUGCUGCGGUGGUCGUGCGACCGCGUCGUACGACCUGAAGGAGCUGCCCAGGCCGCCUAGACUGGACAUGUCCAAUGACGUGAUCGAUGGCACACGACAAGGCGUCCUGGCGGUGCAAGGCAUCGACUUCUGCCACGAGGCGAAUGGCGAGGACCACCACACCGGCAAGUUCCACCUCAUGACGAGGAGUGUGGGCCGCAGCCUCGUGGUGCGCCGCGGCCAGGCCUUCAAGCUCGACCUGCUGCUCAACCGUCCCUACGACGCUAACCGAGACAAUGUUUCGUUCAUAUUCUACGUUGCUGAUGUGGAGAAGCGAGGUCCGUCAGACGAUACUUCCGCUGCCGUUCCGUUGUUGGAGAAAGGGUCGGAGACGCUCGGCUCGUGGAAUGCGGUGUACGAGGGUCAGAUGGACCUGCACCUCAUGGUAGCCGUGACCCCCGCUGCCGACUGCAUCGUCGCCGCCUGGAACAUAGACAUCGACACCAAGCUCACAGGAGGAGGAUCCCUGAGCUACACACACCCUCAGCCUAUCUACGUAUUGUUUAAUCCAUGGUGUUUGAACGACACAGUCUACAUGCCAGGUCACAGUCACAGAGAAGAAUAUGUGCAAGAAGACGGGGGUCUGAUGUUUAGAGGAGUCUACAACAGAAUCAAACCAACGCCGUGGAAUUACGCACAGUAUGAAAAAGAUAUACUCGAAUGUUCUCUUUAUCUAGUCAGAGAGAUUGGAAAGGUGAAAGGUCGUGCAAGAAGUGACCCAAUUAGGACGGCUAGAGCAUUAUCAGCCGCCGUCAAUGUCCAAGAUGAUAAUGGGGUUCUCAUGGGGAACUGGGCUUCUGAACUCAGUGACUACAGCGGUGGCACUCACCCCGUCAAGUGGGUUGGGUCUCUAGCGAUAAUACAGAAGUAUUAUGAGAAGAAGAAGCCAGUAAAGUAUGCCCAGUGCUGGGUGUAUGCCGGCGUCUUGACCACUGUUUGCAGAGCUCUGGGUAUUCCCUGUAGGCCCGUGAGCGGCUACAACGCGGCGCACGACAGUCAGGGCAGCCUCACCAUAGAUGUCAUCAAAGACGAUGACGGCAGCACUCUAGAGGAAUUCACCAAGGACUCCAUAUGGAACUAUCACGUCUGGAAUGAGGUGUGGAUGGAGAGGCCAGACUUAGGGGCUGAGUACGGCGGAUGGCAGGCCAUAGACGCCACUCCUCAGGAGACGUCGGAAGAUGUCUUCAGGUGUGGCCCGGCCUCGCUCAGAGCCGUGAGAGACGGGGAGCUGCAACGCCCUUAUGAUGCCGGAUAUGUUUUCGCCCAAGUCAAUGCUGAUAAGGUUCUAUGGAAAUACUCGGGUGAGAUUCAGCCACUGAAGUUAUUAGCGCGCGACACAACUUCUAUCGGCAAAAACAUUUCUACCAAAGCUAUCGGUAAAAUGGAGAGGGAGGACAUCACAAACAUCUACAAGUACCCGGAGCAGACGUACGAGGAGCGGCUCACGAUGGAGAAGGCGCUGCGCAAGUCGGAGAGCAUCUUCGCGCGCUACUACCUGAACGACGCCUUCAACGACAUCCUGUUCGAGUUCGAGCUCCGGGACGACAUCAAGAUUGGACAGGAUUUCAAUGUCAUACUGCACAUAAAGAACCGCUCGCACUACAGUCCGCACCAAGUGAAGGGCGUGCUCCGCGUCGAUACGGUCACCUACACGGGCAUCACGGGCGACGGCGUGAAGCGCUACGAGUUCGACCUGGCCAUGGCUCCGGAGGGCAAGGAGCAGGUCCAGCUGCUGGUCACCUUCGACGACUAUUAUAAGAAACUUGUGGAUCAGGCCUCCUUCAACAUCGCCUGCUUAGCCUCAAUCGUUGACACGAAAUUCGAUUACUUCGCCCAAGACGAUUUCCGUGUUCGCAACCCUGACAUCAAGAUCAGCAUCGAAGGGAAACCAGUGUCCAGGAAAGAAUUCACAGCUACUGUCAAAGUAGAGAAUCCUCUACCGAUACCACUGAAGAAGGGAAAGUUCUACAUUCAAGGACCAGGGCUGGAUGAGCAGCUGAAGAUUGAACUCGAUGAAAACGUAGCUCCAGGGACAGUUGCAUCGGCUCAGUUCCAGCUGACUCCGCCGUGGGCAGGUCGGCACCAGAUAUCUGCCAAGUUCUCCUCCAAAGAGAUGAAGGACGUGGACGGGUUCCUCUCCUUCAUCGUGGCUCCACAAGCCGAAGUCAACGGCACUUCGUCUAGCGCUAAUAACGAGAGCAAUGAGAUUUGAGCUGUGCUUAGUAUUAGAAUAUUUUUUUUAAUGUAAAGUGUACCUACCUAUGUAAAGUUAAGUAGUUAGUCAUAAGAAUAGAAAAUAAGUAUUUAACAAGGCAACGAUCUACUUAGGUAUUUACCGUGCAGCCAUGUAAUUUAUUAAUAUUUUAUAGUGAAUUAAUAAUAAUUAGUAGUAAAAAUGUACUCUCUUCGUGUAGGUAAUGCUGUCCUUGACCUCGGAAUUUGUAAAAUAGUGUGUGAUAAAAUAAUGUAUUUUAAUGAUAUUGUUACAUUAAUCUUUCUUUUAAAUAAAACAGAUUUAAGCUUG